AUGGGUCUACUCGCAGGCGUACAGGCCUCUCGUGCUGCCCAAGCCCCGCUAGUGGACAGCGUCGAGUGGGACGUCGAGCCGGACAUCGACGCGACGGGCCGCUUCGUCUUCAACUCGGUGAGCUCGCUCAUGCAGCUGUGGCCAAACACGGUCGUCAGACCAGGUCACUCCAUCGUCCCAUGCCUCAUACCCACCGGAACGGUCCUAUACCACGGUCGAUCGUCCUCAUCAAUUCCCGACGCACCCGACUGGAUAGCCUUCGACUUUGAACAUUCGUACUUUUUCACGCGCGGCGACGAGGGACAUGUCUUUACUUUUUCGACUACACGUCCUCUGAAGCUACUGUACUUCGACGGCUCGAGCGCGGCGAAAGUUGACGACGGGUCGUUGGACUCGCAGGACGUGCUGUUAUAUGGAGAAGCCGGUGGAGGGGUGGAUGGGGACGCGGAGAGGAUCGUGAAGUUGUGCGAGUGGGGGAGGCCACGCGGGAUAGAUGGAUUCGUUAGGAUGGAGGCUCAUUUCGAGGUCAUGCAGUGCAACUUUACCGACGGCCUCAAACUUCUCUCGACGCAUAAAGUCUUGCCUCACAUCGAGAGUCCUAAUCUACGAAACCCUGCCCUUGGCAACCUCACCGGCACUCACGGACAUGCUCAACAAUAUCAUCUAGAACCACCUCAUCGCGUUCCUCGUCCACCACCCGGCUGGCGCGGCUCUCUACCCACCGACAUCGCAGGCGAGAUCUAUGUCGUCGGCAAAUGGCACGACUUUGCACCGGGCGAAACGCGCGUCAAACUCCUCUACCACAAGCUCGUCUCAUUCUACGACCCAGCCAUCUCAAGUCUCAUCGCUGCUCGCCGCGGCAAACCCCGAGAGCACCAUCGGCUGAAAGGCAUCUCGCGCACGGAUGCGGCAACCAAGAUCAAAGAAAUUGAGGAGAUGGUCGGAUCGGAUUGGAACGAUGUUGGGAGGAGCGGAGUGGAUUGGGCUAGUACCACGCACGUUGUCGUCGAGCGAUACGCGCAGCGCUUGGAGGUGCUCGCGCACACUCUUAGGCCCGCGCCAUACUCUGACAUUCGCGAGAGAGCAGCCAAGGCCCACGCUCAGGUCCUCACCAUGCUCGCAUCCCACUUCACCGUAUCGGACGUGCCCGAGGACGAUAGCGCAGCUACGAGCAAAGCGUGGCUCGCGCCCGUCGUCCGACGCUGCGCCUCUACGCAUACAGCCGGAAUCCCUACCGCCUUGCUCACGCCACAAGAACGUCUUAUACAUGGUGCGAUUGAGGACGUGAUGCGGGAGAUAUGUCGUAGACUGGGCCGAAUGUUCCACGCCGCAUUCACCGUCGAGGACCCUGACAUCCCCGAAGAGGACGUAUAUGCCGUCGUGGAUAGUAUGAAGACGGAGGUGGACGCGCUUAUGGAGUGGCUCGAUUGGACACAGGCGUGGGUCAAGUGCAACCCGGGGUGCGACAUGGAGGAGAUGUGUUAUGUGCCGACUUGGCCGUUUGGGCCGGACGAGGAUCCGGAGGGGACGAGGAGGCCGAGUUGUAUUUGGUCGUGCUAUGUCACCGUCGUUUUGCCCCAAGUGCGCGAUCUCUUACGGAUCUAG
Molecule: messenger RNA, 1605 nt
Organism: Peniophora sp. CBMAI 1063
Lineage: Eukaryota; Fungi; Basidiomycota; Agaricomycetes; Russulales; Peniophoraceae
Source: the annotation of a GenBank genome assembly